This is a messenger RNA of Homalodisca vitripennis (glassy-winged sharpshooter), 348 nucleotides long. RefSeq lists its product as uncharacterized. The transcript has 2 exons. Bases 19 to 348 code for a protein of 109 amino acids. Lineage: Eukaryota; Metazoa; Arthropoda; Insecta; Hemiptera; Cicadellidae. The record is from RefSeq and is a predicted model, not a curated record.
CAAAACGGAUCACUUUUUAUGGUCGUCCACUUGAACAAUGAGGAAACACGUAGUAGGCCUUAUGCUAAUUUAACAGAAGUUGAUAUCAGACAUGAAGAGUCUACGACAACUACAGAUAAUAAAAAGAGCUAUGAAUCAAAUGAAGACAAUGCCAGUGAUUUUAUUGAAGAUUUGUUUGAUUUAUUGCCUGAAGCGGCAGAAGAACAACAGCUACAGAAUGUCGACGUGCUGUUUGACAUAGCUCCAGAUUUGGUAGAAAAUGUUGCCAUUGUAGUUGAACAAGUCAACCCAAUAGAAGUAGCGCCAACAGAGGAACACCAGCAGAUGAGACAGCAGAGUCGAACUUAG